AUGUGUAUACAAGGAACGCGAGUGUUGAAAUACUGCGAGCACCUGCACGGAAAAUGGUACUUCAGCGAGAUUCGAGCGAUCUUCUCGCGGCGAUACCUGUUGCAGAACGUCGCAAUCGAAAUGUUCCUGGCCAGCAGAACAUCCAUAUUCUUCGCGUUCCCCGACCAGGCUACAGUGAAAAAGGUGAUCAAGGCUUUGCCCAGAGUGGGUGUCGGCAUCAAGUAUGGCAUUCCACAAUCCAGGUUAGUGAUUACUAAUUUAUUAAAGACAUAUGAAAUGAUGCGUUUUAGGAGCUGA
Messenger RNA from Arctia plantaginis, 297 nucleotides. The record is from the annotation of a GenBank genome assembly. NCBI's taxonomy places the organism in Eukaryota, Metazoa, Arthropoda, Insecta, Lepidoptera, Erebidae.